AUGAGCUUCAAACUUAUAAAGAGCCAUUUACUACACUUGAAGGCAAUUGCCAGAUCUAAGAAAAGUAACGGAGUAGAGGUAGCAACCCAGAUGUCUGAAGGUACACCGAAUAAUGAUGUUGGCGAUGAUCUGGCUGGCGAGGUGCGCAUUGGAUUGAGUGAGAGCGAGAAAGAGAAGCAUCUGUUGCAGUACUUGCUCAAUUGCCGAGGUGUAUGUCAUGAGAAUGUGCUUUUGAAGGUAAUGUUACUUAUGGAGAACGAGCAAGGGGAUUUGGAACAAGGGCUCAGCGUGUUCGAGUGGCAGGCAAAGUUGCAAGAGCGUGUGGCUCGGAUCAAUCUGAAGUUACAACCACUUAAAUACCAGGUAAAGAAGGCUAUAUAUGGAUCUGGGAGAGCCAUUGUGAGUGAGAAAGUCAGAAGUCAGCUUGAACUUAACAGUGCGAACUCGUUUGGUAAAGUCAACUUUCCAAACAGCAGUCAGUAUUAUGUAUACAUCGACACUUCCCCAUUUGGUGAGAUGAAGCAUGCCACUACUUUCACAGACAAAGAACUUGAGUAUAUUAAGGCCUUCAUAAAAGUGUUAGCCGAUAGAGGUAGUGUAAUACACGAAGUCGAUGAUGUUAGUGGGGUAGACAGCAAAAUCGUUGAACAAAUAGACGAAAUCAGACAGAAAGCAUAUGGUAACAAGCGCCGGCAUGAUUCAGAUGUUGAGUCAGGUCCAGAGAACGCUGAAAACAAUGAGCCUGUUCAAAGCUCUUCAGUUUCUCGUUGGACGCACUAUGCUAGUUAUACAGCUGAUAUAGCUGCACUUACGGAUACUACUGACUUGCAACCGCUAGAGACGCAGGAGUUGCUGGACAAACUAUGUAGACUAAGAUGGCUAUACAAGACAGGUAAAGGAAAAUAUGGGCUGGAUCUGCGUCUUUUAGUGGAAAUGAAUGACUAUCUUAGCGAUAACUACAGCAUGAGUAGUUGUGAACGCUGCAAAGAUAUAGUGGCACAGGGUGUGCAGUGUAGUACGAGGGAUUGCAAUAGCGUGUGGCAUGUAGAUUGUUAUGAGCAUGAUAUUCUACAUGAGAACCGUAUUUGCAGGAGCUGUGGGGAAUCGAUUCUGGAUCGUGGUGUAUACGUCACCUAG
Messenger RNA from Nakaseomyces glabratus, 1137 nucleotides. It is a transcript of the gene NSE1, whose product is annotated as Smc5-Smc6 complex subunit NSE1. The record is from RefSeq and is a predicted model, not a curated record. Gene Ontology annotation, molecular function: ubiquitin-protein transferase activity. NCBI's taxonomy places the organism in Eukaryota, Fungi, Ascomycota, Saccharomycetes, Saccharomycetales, Saccharomycetaceae. Gene Ontology annotation, biological process: double-strand break repair via homologous recombination. Gene Ontology annotation, cellular component: Smc5-Smc6 complex; nucleus.